Molecule: messenger RNA, 2306 nt
Organism: Mesocricetus auratus (golden hamster)
Lineage: Eukaryota; Metazoa; Chordata; Mammalia; Rodentia; Cricetidae
Gene: Dclre1b
Product: DNA cross-link repair 1B
Biological process (GO): interstrand cross-link repair; double-strand break repair via nonhomologous end joining; protection from non-homologous end joining at telomere
Molecular function (GO): 5'-3' DNA exonuclease activity; damaged DNA binding
Source: RefSeq, a predicted model, not a curated record
ACUCACCUCUUGGCGCAGGCGCGCGGCUCUCUGGGCAGAAGCCGCGGCGGACCAUCGGAAAUCGGCUACUUGAGUCUGCCUCCUCGCCGCCGCGCGCACUUUGUCAAAGUGUGGGCCUGGCUUCCCGCGCGCGGGUGUAAGCGAAUGAUGCUGUCGGGGCUCCUUCCGCUUUCACUGUGGCCGUCCCGGGCGAGGCCACCUUCUUUUUGCUCACUCCGUCUACUUCUUCCGUCUCUGGGUUGUUUCUCCCUUGUUCUUGCGCCUGCAUGUGGUCGGGACGCUAUCGUGGAAGCCUCGCACAGGAGUGCGGUUCUCGCGAAGACCCCACCGGUGACUUGGCAACCGUGCCACCAUGAACGGGGUCGUAAUCCCGCAAACGCCCAUUGCGGUGGACUUUUGGAGCCUGCGCCGCGCUGGUACCGCGCGGCUCUUCUUCUUAUCCCACAUGCACUCUGACCACACGGUGGGCUUGUCUAGCACGUGGGCACGGCCCCUCUACUGCUCCCCAAUCACUGCCCACCUCCUGCAUCGUCGCCUGCAGGUGUCUAAGCAGUGGAUCAGAGCCCUGGAGAUUGGUGAGAGCCAUGUAUUGCCUCUAGAUGAAAGUGGGCAGGAAACCAUGACUGUAACCCUUAUAGAUGCCAAUCACUGCCCUGGUUCUGUCAUGUUUCUCUUCGAAGGGUACUUCGGAACAAUUCUCUACACAGGUGAUUUUCGAUAUACACCCUCCAUGCUGAAGGAGCCUUCCCUGAUACUGGGGAAACAGAUUCAUACUUUAUAUCUCGACAACACCAAUUGCAAUCCAGCGCUGGUUCUUCCUUCCCGACAAGAAGCUACUAGGCAGAUUGUCCAGCUCAUUCGGCAGUUCCCACAACACAACGUAAAGAUUGGACUCUAUAGCCUAGGAAAAGAAUCACUGCUGGAGCAACUAGCCCUUGAGUUUCGGACCUGGGUGGUAUUGAGCCCUCAACGUCUGGAGUUGGUACAGCUGCUGGGACUCGCAGAUGUGUUCACAGUUGAGGAAAAAGUUGGGCGCAUCCAUGCUGUAGACCAUAUGGAGAUCUGCCAUUCUGCCAUGCUUCAGUGGAACCAGACUCACCCUACCAUUGCCAUUCUUCCCACAAGCCGGAGGGUACGAAGCCCUCACCCAGGCGUCCACAUCAUCCCUUACUCUGACCAUUCAUCUUACUCUGAGCUUCGGGCUUUUGUUGCAGCUCUGAAACCUUGCCGGGUGGUGCCCAUUGUUCGUCAACAACCUUGUGGCGAGUUCUUUCAGGACAGCUCAAGUCCCAGGCUCCCUAUACUGAUGAUUCCACACUCUGUGCAGCAAUACAUGUGUUCCUCCACUAGGAAAUCAAAUGUGCUUUGGCAGUUAGAAAGGAGACUAAAGAGGCCAAGAAUCCAGGGUGUUAUGUUUGAAUCCCCUGAGGAAAAAGCUGACCAGGCUAAAGUUGACAGAGACACAAAGAAGCACAGGAGCGAAAACCUCUCACCCUGGCCUGCGGACCUUGAGAAGCUCUGCCCCCAUCCUCUUCCGGCCAGGAAGCAGUUGUUCCCAGACUUCUGCAGGAAAGAAUGUGAUGAUAAAGUCCUUUUUUGUGACUCUAAAAAGAUGGCGACUGUGUUGACUGCCCCACUGAAAUUUUCAAUGCAAUUACAGCCUCUAGAAACCAGGGAGGAAAUUGGUGUAGGGUCCCACUUGAUACCUAGGAGAGGCAAUGGCUCACCAGCUAGAGGAAACCAAAGUGAUUCUCUCUUGUCUCACAUUAGCAAAAACACUCAUCUAGCUACUGAGUCCAGAGGCCUGGCGCUAAAAUACCUUCUUACUCCAGUGAAUUUCUUCCAAGCAGGGUUCUCUUCUAGGAACUUUGACCAGCAAGUGAAAAAAUACCAGGAGAGUACAGUAUAACCAUCCUGUUGGAUCAGCAUUGCAGUUUGGAAAAAAGUGGAUGAUGACUAGAGGCAAAAGUUUGUUUGGUAUCUUCCUUUACAGAAUCCUGUGACUCACCCUGGAGUAGCUCUUGUGAAGUUUGUUUGUGGAGUCCUGGUGCCUAUGAAACCCUUAGCUUUAUAGCUGAUUAUUUAUGUUAGUUUUAUUAUAUUUAACAAACACUUUUCAUUAUAAAUUAUUUAGUGUUCAUAAGCACAUUAAAAGUUCUUAGAAGUCCCAUACCAACCCAAUUUGUUCAACUUGUUUCAACUCAGUUUUUCUUAAACUUAUCAACAUGGAGGGUUUUUUGUUUUGUUUUGUUUCUGUUUUUUGGUGGAAAAAGAAGAAUCUGAAUAAAAAAAAAAAAAGAACCAAA